AUGGCCACCUUAAAGCGAUUCUUUUCAAUCAACAAUACUUGGAAGUUGAAUUUAAAGGACAAAGAGGUUAUCAUUCAAUCAGUGGAUCACAAGACUGUGUUGAUCAAUGAUCUCGAUGUCACUUGUGUUCUCAACAAGAGUUUCCUAAGACUCGAGUUUGUCUUUGAGGAUCAUGUAUUUUACAUUUGCCCUGGACAUGAGUUGCCAUUCCUUGGAUUCAACUCUCAGUUGUAUAUGGAUCAGAUCAAUGUGUUGAAUGGAAAGCAGUACUCUAUUACACCAAUGUGGCAAAGAAUUGCCUUGGUGUCCUUUGUGUAUCUCCUUGGAUCAUUGAUCUCAUUCUGGGCUUUGAUCCCAUUCUCAGUGUACUUGUUGGUAUUAUUCCUAUACUUUAGAAGAACAACCUACACCAUUGAGAAGCUUCCAGCUAAGUUGGUCGGUCCACCAGCCGAGGGAAGUGUCACAACCAACGAGUCCACCCCAUUGAUUGGCAGCUACUCAGUGUCCAACCCAAUUCUCAAUGUGAUCAGUCCAUUGGUUGACAAGGUUAAGAAUAUCACCAAGAAGUCAAACAACAACACUUCAACCCCAAAUACACUUCCAUAUCACAACAACAACAAUAAUGGAUAUUAUGUCCAACCUCAACAACCAUACAUGAAUGGUCAACAAGUACAGACUAGCCCACAAAUGACUUACAUGCCACCUAUGCAGUCAAUGUCACCAAUGCAACCAAUGCAACAACCAUACCAACAUAUGUACCCAAUGCAGUCCGGUCCCUAUCAGGCAUACUCCAAUCCACCAUUGAUGAUGCAACAAGUUGCUCCAUUGCCACAGCCACAAGUGAUUGCUCCACCCCAGACUGCUCCAUCCCAGACUCCACUUCCAACCAACAACAAUGUUGACCACAAGUAA
Messenger RNA from Acytostelium subglobosum LB1, 912 nucleotides. RefSeq lists its product as hypothetical. The transcript is spliced from 2 exons. Bases 1 to 912 code for a protein of 303 amino acids. The record is from RefSeq and is a predicted model, not a curated record. NCBI's taxonomy places the organism in Eukaryota, Evosea, Eumycetozoa, Acytosteliales, Acytosteliaceae.